GUUAUUGACCUAACAAAUUAUCUCUUUACCUUGUGCUUUCUUCCAGACCAAAGCCUCUCGGGUUUCUCAAAGCCCAAACAGAUCUGGACAUAGCGUUUUCCUGCUCUAGCUCGAAGCCAAGAUGGAGACAGCAAUGGAGGUAUACAACGACGUUGAGAUGACCACACCACCGAUCAAGCGACGCAAGAAGAAGUCAAAGGUGUGGGAACACUUCACCAUCGGUGUUACAGAGCCUGGUUGCAGAAGGGCUUUCUGCAAGGGCUGUAACCAGAGCUUUGCUUACAGCAGUGGCACCAAAGUGGCUGGGACCAGCCACCUCAAGCGUCACAUCGACAAAGGGACAUGCCCUGCGCUUCUUCAUCAUACCCAUGACAACAAUGACAACGAUAACAGCCAGCAGAUGAUGACGACUCCCAAGAGUGACCACACGCCGAGAAGGCGUUACCGGACCCAGAACACUUACGUUCCGUUUGAUCAGGACAAGUGUCGCCACGAGAUUGCCAAGAUGAUCAUCAUGCAUGACUACCCUCUUCACAUGGUUGAGCAUCCAGGGUUCGUCUCCUUCGUGCAGGCUCUUCACCCACAGUUCGACAAUGUGAGCUUCAACAAUGUGCAAGGAGACUGUGUGGCCACUUACCUCUCCGAGAAGCAGAAUGUUAUCAAGUCGCUAGAAGGGAUCCCUGGACGCUUGUGUCUCACGCUGGACAUGUGGACGUCCAAGCUGACUCUUGGCUAUGUGUUUAUCACCGGUCACUUCAUUGACAGUGAUUGGAAGAUACAGAAGAAGCUUCUCAAUGUUUUGAUGGAGCCCUAUCCAGAAUCUGAAGAAGCACUGAGUCUUGCUGUUUCCAACUGUGUUUCUGAGUGGGGUCUGGAGGGGAAGCUGUUCUCUGUUGCCUUCAACCAUCCCACGAGUAAAACUGCAGUUGAGAACAUCAGGUCUCUACUCUGUGUCAGGAACCCUGGAGUUCUGGAUGGUCAGCUGGUGAUAGGGAACUGUGUCGCCAGAACAUUCAGUGGCCUUGCUAAAGAUGCUCUUGAGAAAGGGAAAGAUGUGAUCAAGAAGAUCAGGGACAGUGUGAAGCACGUGAAGACCUCGGAGUCUCAUGAGGAGAGGUUUGUUGAGCUCAAGGAACAGCUUCAAGUUCCUAGCGACAAGGUGCUCUGUCUCGAUGAUAAGACGCAGUGGAACACAACGUAUAACAUGCUUGUGGCUGCUUCGGAGUUGAAGGAAGUGUUCUCUUGCUUAGACACUGCUGAUCCUGACUUCAAGCAGCCUCCUUCAGCAGAAGAUUGGAGGCUCGUGGAGAGUCUCUGCACGUUCCUGAAGCCUCUUUACGAAGCGGCAUCCACUCUUCAGUCUAGUGGAAACCCUUCUGCUGUGACCUUCUUCCAUGAAGUGUGGAAGACACAGUCUGAUCUCUCUCGGGCCAUAGCAGGAGAGGAUCCUUACGUUGCUGGUUUAGCUAAAACCAUGAAGGAGAAGGUCGACAAGUACUGGAGGGAGUGUAGCUUGGUGUUGGCGAUGGCGGUUGUGAUGGAUCCUCGGUUCAAGAUGAAGCUGGUGGAGUUCAGCUUCUCCAAGAUAUUCGGAGAAGACGCUGGGAAGAACAUCAAGACCGUGGACGAUGGGAUCCACGAGCUCUUCAACGAGUACAUGGCACUCCCUGAGCCGCUAAAGCCAGCAUCCGAAGCAGACGGGCUGUCUGAUUUCGACAACUACAUAUUGGAGACAACCGGGCAGAACCUCAAGUCAGAGCUGGACCAGUACCUUGAUGAAACGCUGCUUCCUCGUGUUCAGGAGUUUGAUGUUCUCGACUGGUGGAAACAGAACAAGCUCAAGUACCCAACGUUGUGCAAGAUGGCUAGAGACAUCCUCUCCAUCUCGGUCUCCGCUGCAGCAUUCGACUAUGUGUUUGACAUGGAACCGAGGGAAAUGGAUGAGUACAAGACGUCACUGAGGCCUGAGACUGUGGAGGCUCUGAUUUGCGCCAGGGAAUGGCUUCUUGAGAGCGAUGCUUCUUCUCAGCAAAUGUCGAGUGCUGUUGUCAACGCUGAAGCCUAGGGGUGGGGCUUCGCUUUGUGUAUCAUAAUGUUGUUUUCUACUGCUUGAGCAUUGGACUUUGCUUUGUUUACUCUAAUCCUUGCUGUUUCCUACUACUUAAGUGUUAAGACUUUGCUUCGUUUUAUCUCUAAUCCUUGUUGUAUUCUACUACUUAAUUGUGUGGUUAGUCUUAA
Molecule: messenger RNA, 2238 nt
Organism: Brassica oleracea var. oleracea
Lineage: Eukaryota; Viridiplantae; Streptophyta; Magnoliopsida; Brassicales; Brassicaceae
Product: zinc finger BED domain-containing protein DAYSLEEPER
Exons: 2
Coding region: 122-2065 (647 amino acids)
Molecular function (GO): protein dimerization activity; DNA binding
Source: RefSeq, a predicted model, not a curated record